UGCAGCACUGCACUGACUUCCUCCUCCGUGCGCUGCUCUCGAGAGCUCACCUGGCAACAGCAGGUGUUAAUCGCGCCUGGAGUGGCCGCGCUAUUGUCCACACGAGAACACAAGCACACCGUGGAAGAUGAGUUUUUUUUUCUUCUGCUCGUGUUUAAACGCCUGACGGGCGGGGCUUAUAAUUUAAUCACCGGGAAAUUCACAGAGAUGUUUCGGUAGCAGGUGAGGAAACAGUUUAUGAUCCCUAAUGACGUACAAGAGGGGUCAAACGUGAACCACGACUUCUCCCUUUUAACAGUCGGUUGAGUGUCAUAUUAUGCGUUAGCUGACAAUAUUUCCCUUGAUGAUGUAAUGAUGGACAUCCUGUAUUGAAAUAGAUAUAGGCUACACAGCAAUACUCUGACACAGGUGUGUAUGUGUUUAUGUGUGUGUGAGAGAGAGAGGCCGGGCAAGAGGUGGGAGGGGGGAUUUCGCCUAACCUAUUUUGACAGAAGGAAGUGCUGUGCUGUCAUCCUCAUCCAAAGGGACUAUAAAUACAAUCUCUGCACAGGUAGACAACAUGAACCCUCCAGACCCACAGGUGAACGUUGAUAUUCUACUUGCUUAUUCCCCUCUGAAGAAGACGCUCGUGAACCGGAGAUAUGAAGUGUACCGUUGUCCUUGCCGUUAUGAUGCUGAGCCUGUGUGCUUACCGGGAGGUCACGGGCAAACCUGCGCCAAAAGGCGCCAAGGCUCCGCCACAGCCAAUCAGCCCAGUGCUGCAGAGCCCGGAUACGUACGGUGCAGUGCGCGAGGUGUCGCGACAUGCGCAGAAGGAGGACACGGACACUGAUACAAUUCUCAUUCGCAAACCGAACAUGAAGGAGGACCACCAGAAGGUGUGCUGUCUCCAUGCCAACAUCCUGGGGUACUACCUGAACAGCAUCCUGCCUCUGAGGCACGAUAUGCACCACCAGAUGCCCCAGCUGAGGGAGGACCUGGCCAGGGUCGCCAGGGACCUGAGCACACAUGGAUGUGUUAUCGAUGAAUAUGAGGAUCAUGCAAACAGUGUGGCUUUCAAAAACGAGCUGAAAAGGAUGGGACCGGAGGGAAUCAACAAGGCCAUAGGAGAGAUAGACAUCCUCUUCACUUACCUCACUGACUUCUGUGUGGUGGUCUAGAGGAAGACCCUGACCCCUGACCCCUGACCCCUGACCCCUGACCCCUGACCCCUGAGUCCUGACC
Messenger RNA from Hypomesus transpacificus, 1224 nucleotides. It is a transcript of the gene il22, whose product is annotated as interleukin 22. The transcript is spliced from 6 exons. Bases 642 to 1160 code for a protein of 172 amino acids. The record is from RefSeq and is a predicted model, not a curated record. Gene Ontology annotation, cellular component: extracellular region. NCBI's taxonomy places the organism in Eukaryota, Metazoa, Chordata, Actinopteri, Osmeriformes, Osmeridae.